CCUUCUGGCCCUCCUGGCCUGCUCGAACACCGUGGGUCAGAAUAUGUCAGCAGUAUGACUAAUCGCGCGGCUGAGUAAUUGGUGAAAAACUGCUCUCAGUUAUGCCAGCAAGCAACCAUCACCACCACAGACCCAUGCCAGGCCCGCGCACUAGCCACCAUCUAGUCCGCGGGCAACCGAUCCUCUGAGGUCGAUCCGGGGUUGCGUUCUUAUUCCCGCACCCCAGCCGGAACUGGCCUCGCCCGUUGCUCCUUUAUACCCGUGUUUGAUCCGCCGAGGCCUACGCGGCCGAACCGUUUAAGCGCGGAACAGGAACGGCUCGGUGUUUGCGAUCCGAGCCCACUGUGCAGGUGCAGCAAACUAUUUGUCAGACCCGAUGAUGUCUGGCUUAGUUGACUAAUCGGAACGAUAUAUAAAUAACGGUUGCCCCCAGGGUUACAAUUAUUAUAACCACUGCCAUUGUCACACUUUCCAAUGAGUAACAUGUCUUUUGCACAAUCGUACAUCCUUGCCUCCAAGGUAAGGACCAAGCUCACUAAAGAAGCCGCCAACCCACGCUCCAGCUUGCGCAACUUGGUGAUGCAGGCCAACAUGCUAGACAACAUCAUGGACCACAUCAGCGAAGAAACGCACAAGCGCAGCAUCUUGAAGAAGGAGAAGGAGAUGAGUGCGUCAGCACACACAUCGGUGACGUUUUCCGUGCCCAACGCCCGCCGUGAAGAAGCCACAUCUGUGACUGAAUAUGAAGUCGGAUCCGACAGCGACGACGACGACGAGAUCGACUACGAGUACCACGAGUCGGACGACAGCGACUUCAGCGACAGCGACGAGGACGACUACUACUACUCGUCGGACGAGGAGGAUGAAGAAGAAGACGCCAUUGCACAGGCCACUGUGGUGCGGGUGUCCAGCUUCAAGGAGCUCCCCAGCAUGAACUUGUCGCUUUCCAGGAUUGAGGAAGAAGAUGGGCUCUGCCGCACGUUGUCGUUGACCGACGACGAGGAGGAAGAGGAAUUGGACUCCCAGCACAAGCGCAACUUCACACACACCGCACAUGGCGCUGGCGCCUACAACUCGUUGGACGAAGUCGUGGAUGCUUCCCACAAGACCCCCAGAACUGGUGCCAGCGUGCCUGCCAGCUUGUUUGAGCACCAGCCGGCCCAGUCCCACUCACACUCCAGAAACAACGCUAUUUACUCCAUGGAGCACAUCUUUUAGCACCCAUACCCCUUCAUGACUUACGACUUAUAGAUUACGCUAAUAUAUUUAAUAGAACAGCAAAGAUGUAGAGGAAACUGCCAAUUCCAUGCUGAAGUUUUGUGACUGCUAGUGCGUAUAACAUGCUAAACUCACUGACUUGCCAUGGCCUGGUCCAUGAAGCCACUGUAAUGUCGGGGCAUCGGACUACCACGGUCGGAUUCACCGCGGCCUAACGCCGCUUAGCUCCCUGAGAUCCGUGU
Molecule: messenger RNA, 1460 nt
Organism: Suhomyces tanzawaensis NRRL Y-17324
Lineage: Eukaryota; Fungi; Ascomycota; Pichiomycetes; Serinales; Debaryomycetaceae
Exons: 2
Coding region: 475-1218 (247 amino acids)
Source: RefSeq, a predicted model, not a curated record